Messenger RNA from Sordaria macrospora k-hell, 1521 nucleotides. NCBI's taxonomy places the organism in Eukaryota, Fungi, Ascomycota, Sordariomycetes, Sordariales, Sordariaceae. The record is from RefSeq and is a predicted model, not a curated record.
AUGGCCUCCUCUCGCAAGAGACCAAGGGCGUCCGAUGCCGACCGUCAGGAUCGAGUGCAGGAACGGAAGGAGGAUAAGGAUAACACCCGAGCCGAAUGCCCAUUCCGAGUUAUCGUCGACCCCGUGGUGGCAGACAAGAAGAAGAAGAACAAUAACAACAAGCGCAGACGCACUGCGGGAGGCAAAGCGGAGUCAGUUGACGACGAGGACGCAGACCCAGCGGACAAGCUCAACUUUCAGCAGUCUCCCUUCCAUCCGUCGGGCAAGUUCAGGACGUACCCGAAUCUGGAUGUAAACUACAAGGUCGAGCCCGCCAAGGAUUGGACCGACAUGACGAGGUAUAACAGUUUUGUGUUGAAUAACGUUAAAUACUACGCUGAAAACUUCAUCUAUGUCGCCAAUGAUCUGAGCAUAAAGAAGAAGGAGCCAAAACCACAAGAGGGGAACGACGAGGCGGCCGCCGCGCCGAUAACAAGACGGGAUACCGAGUGGGUCGCCAGGAUUCUCGAAAUCCGCGCCCGGGACGAGCACCAUGUCUUUGCCAGAGUUUAUUGGAUGUACUGGCCUGACGAGCUGCCGGCCAAGACGCGCGACAGGAAAAGGAUUGUGCAGGGGAGACAACCGUACCAUGGGCAGGGCGAACUGGUGGCGUCUAAUCACAUGGAUAUCAUCAAUGUGGUCAGCGUUACAGAGCCCGCGAUUGUGAAACACUGGUUCGAGGAGAACGAUGAGGAGACGCAGGAUAGUCUGUACUGGCGACAAGCUUAUGACAUAAGAUCUCAGGAGCUUUCGACCGUCGAGCUUGUAUGCGGCUGCAACACCCCAGCUAACCCUGACAAACUGCUAGUCGGAUGCUCUUCUGAGUCAUGUAAGAAGUGGUUGCACGAAGAGUGCAUCAAGGACCAAGCCCUUCGAGCGACGUUUGAACGACUUGGUACCGACAAGCCUCACGUCCUGGUGAAGGAGGAGAAGGUGGAGAAGGUGGAGAAGGAGGAGGAGGCCGACGACAAGCAAGAUGCCAAGGUGGAACCGAACGGUGACGCCAAACAAGAGGAGUCCGUGGACGUUAAAGCCGAGAAGGACGCCUCUCAGACUAACGGAGGCACCAACGGCAAUCGCGCUCUUAAGGCCGGCAGUGAAGACGCCAAACCGGCGCCCGAAGACACCCCCGAAGCCGAAGCCGACGAGGACGAGGACGCCCAGCGCCAAGGCAGGGGCAUCGAAGUCCACAACUCCCGCCCCGACAUCAGCACCAGGAUCCACGGCAACGGCAACACCAACGAUAAAAACGGAAGGAGGGCGGAAACCCGGCCGACUCCGCAAAAAGUCGCUAGCCCUCCCGGAAGCAAGGUCACUAACAAGGAUAGGCCAUGGGAGGGUCUAUUUUCCGUCACGCUCGAAAUGAAUGGCCAGCCUUACCUCGAGUUCACCGACCUCCGGGCUGACGUCUUGGCGGAGGGCGGGGCCAAAACGUGGACGGAACCCAUCAAGUGUCUUGUAUGCGGCGUGCUCGUCAAUUAG